AUGGCUACCCCUAGUGUCCUGGCUUUUGACGCUGAGGGUCGCGCCAUUGACUUUGAGGUCUGGGUAGACGACCUGCAGUUGUUUUUACAGUGCGAUAGGGCAGACGGCCUCUCUCUCUUUGACCUUACCUCUGGCGCCUCUCCUGCUCCUGCUGCUGAUGCUGAUCCCACUGUGCGCUCUCAGUGGGCCACCCGCGAUGCUGCUGCACGUCUUGCUGUGCGUCGCCACCUCCCUACCUCUGAGCGCGCGCACUUUAGUCAGUACAAGAGUGCUCAGACCUUGUACGACGCUGUAGUUGCGCGCUACUCCUCCCCUUCCACUGCUGCACUGAGCCGUCUCAUGCUUCCCUACCUCUUUCCUGACCUCUCUGCCUUUCCCACUGUCGCUGACCUCAUUACGCACCUCCGCACUAGUGACACUCGCUACCGCGCCGCCCUUCCUGCUGAGGACCACUUUCUCGCAGUCUCUCCCACCACCCUCACCGUCGACGUCCUCGAGAAGGCCCUCCUCGCAGCGGAGAAGAGCAUAGUCGCUGUAGGAGCUUCUCGUGGAGACCCUCGCACCCCCAUCUUUGAGGGGUGCUCUCCUUCCCCCUUGUUGCCCUCUGUUGCCUCUGCUGCUGCUGCCGACCUGCUUGGUCUUGAGUCGGUCGGCGCGGCGUCUGCCCCUAGUGGGAGACGUCGCUCUGGCAAGGGCAAGGGGGGCAAGGGCGCGGGUGGAGCUGGAGGGGGCGGUGGCGGUGGCGGCGGAGGCGGCGGAGGGAGUGGGGGUGGCGGCGGGAGUAGUGGCGGGGGUGGUGGUGGCGGUGGCAGCAGCGGCGGAGGCGGCGGUGGUGGUGGCAGCGGUGUUGGUGGUGGCAGCGGCGGAGGUGGAGGCGGCGGAGGAGGCAGCAGAGGAGGCGGUGGUGGUGGAGGAGGUGGAGCUGGUCGGGGUGGUACCCAGCAGCGGAGCGGCGGUGGUGGUGGCCAGCGCUCGCAGCAGCAGCAGCAGCAACAGCGUUCGCGGGACAUCCCUCCGCCUCAGCAGCUUCGUGAGUGGUACACUCAGCGUCAGAGGGGUGGGGGUACUGGUCCUUGCACCUACGUCCUUCGUUCCGGCGACCGCGCGGCGAUCUUUGAUCUUGAUUUUGAUGCUAUCCUUGCUGCUAUGUAUGCUGUGACUAUUAGUGAGGAGACUGAGGGUUACCGGUGUUUCCAGCCCGACCCGGGCAUUGGUACUGCUGCGCUAGGUGCUUGUGAGGCUGCUGCUCUAGGUGCCAGUGCGUCUGCGCUCUCAGGUACUGGUGAGACUGCGCCCUCAGGUACUGCGUCGCCCUCGUCCUCCCUCACUUUCACACUUGACUCUGGGGCUUCUCGCUCCUUCUUUCGAGACCGCACCACCCUUACGCCGCUUGGCCGGCCGGUUGCCGUCUCCCUGGCUGACCCCUCUGGGGGUCCUGUCCUCUCUCACUUCUCCACUGUCCUCCCGUGUCCGGCUGCCCCUUCGGGCACCCUGUCUGGUCUGUACCUUCCCUCGUUCUCUACGAACUUGGUGAGUGGCGCGGACCUGCAGGAUGUGGGGGUUCACCAGUUCACUCCUGCGAGUCAGCGGGUGACCCACUGCACGGAGGCACGCACAGGCCGACACCUGGCCACGUUCUCGCGUCGGCCGGGGUCGAGUCUCUACACCCUGACCGUUGAGUCUCCUCCUGUCCCUGCGUCUGGUCAGGUGGCUGCGUCAGGUCAGGUGCUUGCUGCUGCGUCCCGGUCAGGACCUUCCUGUGUCCCCUGUGUCGAGGGUCGCCUCCGGGCUGCUCCUCACUCCUCCCAGUUCCCCCCGACCGAGGCUCCUCUGCAGACGCUUCACAUGGACGUGUGGGGCCCAGCCCCCGUCCGUGGGCAGGGUCACGAGCGCUACUUUCUGUUGGUGGUUGACGACUACUCGCGUUACACCACAGUCCUCCCCUUGCGCAGCAAGGGUGCUGUCACUGAGGUGCUGAUCGACUGGAUCCGCGAGGCUCGUCUCCAGCUCAGGAAGAGCUUCAGCUCGGACUUUCUUGUUCUGCGUCUGCACUCGGACAGAGGCGGAGAGUUCUCCUCGCGCCUUCUGCGAGACUACUGUCGUGCACGGGGGAUCCGCCAGACCUUUACGCUUCCGGACUCUCCACAGCAAAAUGGGAUUGCUGAGCGCCGCAUUGGCAUGGUCAUGGAUGUCGCUCGUACGUCCAUGAUGCAUGCGGCUGCCCCCCAUUUUCUGUGGCCGUUUGCGGUGAGGUACGCGGCGCAUCAGCUCAACCUUCACUCCAGGGUCUCUCGGCCCGCGAUGUCCCCAGUCUUGCUGUGGACGGGGAAGGUUGGCGAUGCGUCGACGUUCCGUGUCUGGGGAUCUCGGGCGUUUGUCCGCGACUUGUCUGCGGACAAGCUGUCCCCUCGUGCUGCUCCCUGUGUCUUCCUUGGCUUCCCCACUGACGCUCCAGGGUGGCAGUUUUACCACCCCUCCUCUCGUCGUGUUCUGUCCUCCCAGGACGUCACGUUCGACGAGUCAGUCCCCUUCUACCGCCUCUUCCCCUACCGCACUCCUUCCUUUCCCCCUCCGCCGGACUUCCUUGUGCCGGUUCCCCCCCCGGUAGACCCACUCCCCCCUCAGGUUCCUGCCCCCUCAGGUGUGUCCCAGGUAGACGCAGUUGACCCGGUCGAGGUUACUGGUGACUCUGGUGCUGCUGCGGGUGCUGAGCCUGUGGGUGCUGACUCUGGGGGUGCUGUGCGCGGGGGUGCCGGGCCUGGAGGUGCUGCUACUGGGGGUGCUGAGCCUGGGGGUGCUGGGCCUGGGGAUACUACUGCGGAGGGUGCUGCGUCGGGGGGUGCUGUGCCUGGAGCUGCUGAGCCUAGGGGUGCUGAGUCUGGAGCUGCUGAGCCUGGGGGUGCUGAGCCUGGGGUUUCUCCUGCUGCUGCGUCUCGACGGGAGCCCCUCUCUCCCCAGGAGCUGCGCGAGUGGUUUGCUCGCCGCUGGAGGCGUGCUGCUGGAGCUGGAGCUUCUUCGACCGUCGAGGGUGCUGGUGCUGCCGGUCUCGGAGCUGCUGGGCCUGCGGGUCCUCCUGGAGCUGGAGCUGCUGAGGGUGUUGGUGCAGAGACCACUGCUGUCUGUCCUCUCGGUGGUUCUGCUGCUGGUACUGCUGGAGGUCCUGCCGCUGGAGGUGUUGGUGGCGCUGGUACUGUCGCUGAGGGUGCUGGUGCUGUCCCUGCUGAGUCUGGAGCUGCCGCGCGGCCUCGACCGUACUUCGUUCCGCUCCUACAGCAGGUUCUUGGUCUUUCUCCUUCGGUAGAGUGUCCACAGCCUGUCCAGUCGCAGUCACUGUUGGAGCCUUCCUCUCCUCUGCCUGCUCCCUCUCCUUACACUGGUCCUACUGGAGGUCUUGCUGAGCGUCGUGAGCCUGCGUCUCGUCCCGCGUCGCCUGUUCGUGCUGCUCGCGCUAGUGGUCGCGGUUCGCGUCAGCGUCCUCCUCCUGUCCCUGGCACGCACCGGAUGUCUCUGCGUCCGUCCACUGCUCCUCUGCGUGCCCCUUUGCCUUCUCCUCCUGAGUCCUCUCUUCCUGCGCUUGCCGACCCUGAGUCGGACUCUCUUCGUGCUGCCAGUCCUACUGUCACGCGUCUGCUUGCUACUGUCGUCACUGACCCCUCUUUUGAGUCCACUGCUGCGUCUGCUCUAGUCGCUGAGCUCGUCGACUUUGCUGCUCGCUGUCGUCUAGACUGCGCUGCUAGUCUUGUUGCUGAGUCUGCGUCUGUCUGUCCUCCGUCCGUCGGGGGUGAGUGUGCUCUUGGCACGGACGUUCUAGAGGACAGGCAGGAGGAGUUACAGUGUCUGGCUGCUGCUUCACCUCAUCUCGCGUCUGUACUGCUUGCUCCUGAGGGAGACCCGGAUGCACUAGACAUCCCGACUCCGCGCUCUUACGCGGAGGCCGUAGAGGGUCCCUACUCCUCUCAGUGGCAGGCAGCUAUGGAUGCAGAGAUGGCUUCCUGGAAGUCCACAAGCACCUACGUUGACGCAGUUCCCCCUCCUGGGGCGAACAUCGUCAGUGGCAUGUGGAUCUUCCGGGUGAAGCGGCCGCCGGGCUCUCCACCUGUCUUCAAGGUGCGGUACGUUGCUCGUGGCUUCAGCCAGCGGCAGGGAGUUGACUACUUUCAGACCUUCUCUCCCACCCCGAAGAUGACCACUCUUCGGGUGCUGCUGCACAUAGCCGCUCAGCGCGACUACGAGCUUCACUCUCUCGACUUCAGCACUGCGUUCCUGCAGGGUAGCCUGCACGAGGAGAUCUGGCUGCGCCGUCCACCUGGCUUCACUGGGACUUUCCCUCCUGGCACCCAGUGGAGCCUUCGACGGCCAGUCUACGGUCUCCGCCAGGCACCGCGUGAGUGGCACGACACACUGAGGACUACGCUUGCGGCUCUUGGGUUUGCUCCUUCUACUGCUGACCCGUCGCUGUUUCUGCGCACCGACACUUCUCUGCCGCCGUUCUACAUCCUCGUGUACGUCGACGACUUGGUCUUUGCCACAGCGGACACUGCUGGACUCACCUACGUGAAGUCCGAGCUGCUGAAGAGACACACGUGCACAGACCUGGGUGAACUGCGCAGCUACCUUGGCUUGCAGAUCACUCGGAACAGAGCACGCCGCACCAUUACCUUGACUCAGUCACACAUGGUGCAGCAGGUCCUUCAGCGCUUCGGCUUCACGUACUCCUCGCCUCAGGCCACUCCUCUGUCUACUCGUCACUCGCUCUCAGCUCUGCCUUCGGAUGAGUCCGUGGAGUCGAGUGGCCCGUACCCAGAGCUUGUUGGCUGCCUCAUGUACCUGAUGACCUGCACACGACCUGACCUUGCAUACCCUCUGAGCAUUCUUGCACGCUAUGUUGCUCCUGGGAGAAACCGACCAGAGCACAUGGCUGCAGCGAAGAGGGUGUUGCGCUACCUGUGCAGUACGUCAGGCAUGGGGCUAGUGCUUGGAGGGCUGAGUCCAGUGGUCCUUACAGGCCACGCGGACGCUUCUUGGGCUGACGACCAGGCUACGCAGCGGUCGUCACAGGGUUACACCUUCAGUCUUGGUUCCGGCUCUGUCUCGUGGCGGUCUACUCGCUCGUCUUCGGUUCUCAGCUCCAGUUGUGAGGCUGAGAUCUACGCUCGGGCCAUGGCUGCACAAGAGCUUCGCUGGCUCACCUACCUGCUGACUGACCUUGGAGAGCCGCCUCGUUCUCCUCCAGUGCUGUACGUAGACAACAAGGCCAUGCUGGCCUUAUGUCGAGAGCAGCGCUUGGAGCACAGAACGAAGCACAUUGCUCUCCGCUACUUCCUUGCUUGUGAGCUGCAGCAGCGUGGUCAGUUGCGACUUGCGUACGUGGCCUCUGAGGCCAACACUGCUGAUGUGUUCACCAAGGCACUCGCGCCUUGUGACCAUCAGCGCUUCUGCAACCAGCUCGGUCUUGUGCCUGUCUUGCCUCACUUGCUCUCUUCUUGA
This is a messenger RNA of Closterium sp. NIES-65, 5487 nucleotides long. Lineage: Eukaryota; Viridiplantae; Streptophyta; Zygnematophyceae; Desmidiales; Closteriaceae. The record is from the annotation of a GenBank genome assembly.